AUGGUGAACAUCACAGAUAAGAUCAAAGAGAUUGAGGAUGAGAUGCGGAGGACGCAGAAGAAUAAGGCGACGGAGUAUCAUUUGGGUCUAUUGAAAGGAAAACUCGCCCGUCUCAGAGCCCAACUCCUCGAACCAGCUGGUGGUGCAGGUUCCGGCGGCGGCUCCGGUUUCGACGUCAGCAAAAGCGGCGAUGCCCGUGUUGCUUUGGUCGGUUUCCCCUCCGUCGGAAAAUCUACUUUUUUAUCCAAAAUCACCAAGACUCGCAGUGAGGUAGCUGCCUACUCAUUCACGACCCUCACAGCCAUCCCCGGUGUUUUGGAGUAUGGUGGUGCUGAAAUUCAGAUCCUGGAUUUACCAGGUAUUAUUGAGGGGGCUGCGGAGGGCAAGGGAAGAGGAAGACAGGUUAUUUCAGCGGCAAAGACGAGUGAUCUCAUUCUUAUGGUGUUGGAUGCGACGAAACGGGCAGAGCAGCGUGCGCUGCUGGAGGCGGAGUUGGAGGCUGUGGGAAUUAGGUUGAAUCGUGAACCUCCGAACAUUUAUCUCAAAGCCAAGAAAUCUGGAGGCAUGAAAAUCACAUUCCAGUCACCGCCCAAGUACCUCGACGAAAAGAUGGUCUAUAAUAUCUUGAGAGAUUAUAAGAUGCUCAACUGUGAAGUCUUGGUGCGAGAUGAUGAAGCCACCGUCGAUGAUUUGAUCGAUGUCAUCAUGAAAGAUCAUAGGAAAUAUAUCAGAUGUCUAUAUGUCUACAACAAAAUCGACAGUAUCAGCGUCGACUUCCUAGACAAACUCGCCCACGAACCGCACACAGCAGUAAUGAGUUGUGAACUUGAUCUCGGAGUACAAGACGUUAUUGCGAGGAUAUGGAAGGAGCUUCGAUUAAUUCGGAUUUAUACGAAGAGAAAGGGCGUCGAUCCCGAUUUCAGCGAGGCACUUAUUGUUCGCAGCAACUCUAGCAUUGAGGAUGUCUGUGACCAGGUUCAUCGUACACUCAAAGAGACGUUCAAGUAUGCGCUUGUAUGGGGUGCGAGUGCUAGACAUGUUCCGCAACGUGUUGGGUUGGGGCAUCUGGUUGCUGAUGAGGAUGUGGUGUCUAUUGUUGCCAAGUAG
Molecule: messenger RNA, 1107 nt
Organism: Talaromyces marneffei
Lineage: Eukaryota; Fungi; Ascomycota; Eurotiomycetes; Eurotiales; Trichocomaceae
Exons: 9
Coding region: 1-1107 (368 amino acids)
Biological process (GO): cytoplasmic translation
Cellular component (GO): cytoplasm
Molecular function (GO): GTP binding; GTPase activity
Source: RefSeq, a predicted model, not a curated record